This is a messenger RNA of Cavia porcellus (domestic guinea pig), 310 nucleotides long. RefSeq names its product spindle and kinetochore-associated protein 2-like. Gene Ontology annotation, biological process: chromosome segregation; cell division; mitotic cell cycle. Gene Ontology annotation, molecular function: microtubule binding. Gene Ontology annotation, cellular component: outer kinetochore; spindle microtubule. The transcript has a single exon. Bases 1 to 246 code for a protein of 81 amino acids. The record is from RefSeq and is a predicted model, not a curated record. Lineage: Eukaryota; Metazoa; Chordata; Mammalia; Rodentia; Caviidae.
AUGCCACUGGCGGCUGAAGAAGGCCAACUAUUCAACAUGGAAGCAGAGGUCGACAAACUGGAACUAAUAUUCCAGAAAGCUGACACUGAUCUCCAUUACAUUCAGCUCAGGCUGAAAUAUGAAAUCAAGACUGAUCAUCCUGAUUCCGCAGGUGAGAAAAAUCCAGUUACACUCUUACAGGAAGUGUCAGCGAUAAAGUCUCGAUACCAAACUUUUAUGCUUCUUUUAAACCUGCUGCAUUUCUAGUACUUUGAGCAAGACUUAACCAUGACACAAGAACUACAAAAGCUAGAGAUGUGGAGCUGUCACC